AGCGCUCAUCUGGCACUGAUUGCCGGCGUGACUUUGAACAGUCUGGCCGUGGUGCUGGUUGUUCAGCAGAACCGGAGUCGCUGGACCCCCGCACCUGUUCUGCGUUUGCCAUGAGGCUGCUGGGCGCAGCCGCUGUUACGGCUCUGGGACGCGGGCCGCUCCCGCGGAUCCCUGCUGUCCUGGGCUGGCAGGGGAAGCAGGUUAAUUGGAAGGUCUGCCGAUGGUGUUCUUCGGAGGUGAUUCCUAAUGAAAGGAUAAGAAAUAUUGGAAUCUCAGCUCACAUCGAUUCUGGGAAAACAACUUUAACAGAACGAGUGCUUUACUACACAGGCAGAAUUGCAAAGAUGCAUGAGGUGAAGGGUAAAGAUGGAGUUGGUGCUGUCAUGGAUUCCAUGGAACUAGAGCGACAAAGAGGAAUCACUAUUCAGUCAGCGGCCACCUAUACCAUGUGGAAAGAUAUCAAUAUCAACAUUAUAGAUACCCCUGGGCACGUGGACUUCACAAUAGAAGUGGAAAGGGCCCUGCGAGUGUUGGAUGGUGCAAUCCUUGUUCUCUGUGCGGUCGGCGGGGUGCAGUGCCAGACCAUGACUGUAAAUCGGCAGAUGAAGCGCUACAACGUGCCAUUUCUAACUUUCAUUAACAAACUGGACCGAAUGGGCUCCAACCCUGCCAGGGCGCUGCAGCAAAUGAGGUCUAAACUAAGCCAUAAUGCAGCAUUUAUGCAGAUACCCAUUGGAUUGGAGGGUGAUUUUAAAGGUAUUAUAGAUCUUAUUGAAGAACGAGCCAUCUAUUUUGAUGGGGACUUUGGUCAGAUCGUUCGCUAUGAGGAGAUUCCAGCAGAAUUCAGGGCAGCAGCAGCUGACCACCGGCAGGAGCUGAUUGAGUACAUUGCUAAUUCAGAUGAGCAGCUUGGUGAGAUGUUCCUGGAAGAAAAAGUCCCCUCAAUUUCUGAUUUAAAGCUUGCAAUCCGAAGAGCUACUUUAAAUAGGUCAUUUACUCCAGUCUUUUUGGGAAGUGCCUUGAAGAACAAAGGAGUUCAACCGCUUUUAGAUGCUGUUUUAGAAUACCUCCCAAAUCCAGCUGAAGUCCAGAAUUAUGCUGUUCUCAAUCAGGAGGAUGACUCAAAAGAGAAAACCAAACCCAAAAUCUUAAUGAACUCCCAAAGAGAUGAUUCCCACCCAUUUGUAGGCCUGGCUUUUAAACUGGAGGCAGGUCGAUUUGGACAGUUAACUUAUGUUCGCAAUUAUCAAGGACAGUUGAAGAAGGGCGACACCAUCUAUAAUACAAGGACAAGAAAGAAAGUGCGGGUGCAGCGGGUGGUGCGCAUGCACGCUGACAUGAUGGAGGACGUUGAGGAAGUAUUUGCUGGAGACAUCUGUGCAUUGUUUGGCAUUGACUGUGCUAGUGGAGACACAUUCACAAACAAAGACAAUAGUGGACUUUCUAUGGAGUCAAUUCAUGUUCCUGAUCCUGUCAUUUCAAUAGCAAUGAAGCCUUCUAACAAGAAUGAUCUGGAAAAAUUUUCAAAAGGUAUUGGCAGAUUUACAAGAGAAGAUCCCACAUUUAAAGUCCACUUUGACACCGAGAGUAAAGAGACAAUUGUAUCUGGAAUGGGAGAAUUACACCUGGAAAUCUAUGCUCAGAGGAUGGAAAGAGAAUAUGGCUGUCCUUGUAUCACAGGAAAGCCUAAAGUUGCUUUCAAAGAGACCAUUACUGCCCCUGUUCCGUUUGAGUUUACACAUAAAAAACAAUCAGGUGGUGCAGGCCAGUUUGGAAAAGUGAUAGGUGUCCUGGAGCCCCUGGACCCAGAGAACUACACUAAGCUGGAGUUUUCAGAUGAAACUUUCGGGUCAAAUGUUCCAAAGCAAUUUGUGCCUGCUGUAGAAAAGGGGUUUUUGGAUGCCUGCGAGAAGGGCCCUCUGUCUGGUCACAAACUCUCUGGGCUCCGGUUUGUUCUGCAAGAUGGAGCACAUCACAUGGUUGAUUCCAAUGAAAUCUCUUUCAUCCGCGCAGGAGAAGGUGCUCUCAAACAAGCCUUGGCAAAUGCAACAUUAUGUAUUCUUGAACCCAUUAUGUCUGUGGAAGUGAUGGCCCCCAAUGAAUUUCAGGGACCGGUGAUUGCAGGGAUUAACCGGCGCCACGGGGUGAUCACGGGACAGGAUGGGGUUGAGGACUAUUUUACAUUGUACGCAGAGGUCCCUCUAAAUGAUAUGUUUGGUUAUUCCACUGAACUUAGGUCAUGCACAGAGGGGAAGGGAGAGUACACGAUGGAGUACUGCAGAUAUCAGCCAUGUUCGCCAUCCACACAAGAGGACCUCAUUAAUAAGUAUUUGGAAGCUACGGGUCAACUUCCUGUAAAAAAAGGAAAAGCCAAGAACUGACCUAUCUCACAUUGACUAACUGGAACUGAAUUUGCAGGGUUUAAAUAUUUUAAUGGCUUCCAGUGGAAUGAAUUCAGGCAGAAACAAGGAAUUUUAGAAGCCCUUUGUCUUUUAUUCAGAAGCUCUUAUCAUAUCAAAGUUAAUUCUAUGUAUGUCUCAACUCUGUUGACUGGUUUUAUAGUUCACUGGAAAACCUUAAAUAAAAUGUGAUUAUUACCAAAGUAUAUUAAUAUUUAUUUUAAGGGGGAAGAGACAUAUUAGUUAUACUUCUAAGCUUAGAAUGUGUAUAACGUUCCUUUCAAAAUUUUUAUCAUAGAAUUUUUAACACAGAAAAGCUGAAAGGACAGUACAAAGAAUAGCCAUAUACCUUCCAUCUAGUGUCAGCAAUGAACAACUUUGUUAAGAAUUUGUUAUUCAAAUAAUUUAUAAUAAUUGUUUUAUGUGUUUGAUGUCUAUGUCUCAUGCUUUUAUAUUUUUAAUUUUUAAAAAAUUAUUGUUUUGCUAAACACUUGAAAGUGAAUUUUAUAUAUCUUGACCCUUCUUGGAGUGUCAUCCUUUAAUAAGCAGGCUUUUUUGUUUAAGAGCAGAUUCCCUAUGAUCGUAAUAGAGAAUGUUUUCCAGAUUCUUCAUUGGGAUAUUCACAUGCCAGCUAAAUUUCUAGCUGUUUUAUGUAGAGCUGAUUGCUUCAUCCUGUGGGUUCUGCAAAUUUGUAGCUGUCGCCUUUUAGGAGUAUAAAUAUUACCUUCUGGAGGACCUGCGAUGUGAAAACAGACCCAUCCUUGCAUGCGCAGUUGUUUAUGUUCAUCUUAAGGUUCCUGCAGCUCUAAAUAAUAAACUAUAAUUUUCAGAGUU
Pteronotus mesoamericanus is the source of this 3233-nucleotide messenger RNA. It is a transcript of the gene GFM1, whose product is annotated as G elongation factor mitochondrial 1. Gene Ontology annotation, molecular function: translation elongation factor activity; GTPase activity; GTP binding. The transcript is spliced from 18 exons. Gene Ontology annotation, biological process: mitochondrial translational elongation. The coding region runs from base 111 to 2381 and encodes 756 amino acids. Gene Ontology annotation, cellular component: mitochondrion. Lineage: Eukaryota; Metazoa; Chordata; Mammalia; Chiroptera; Mormoopidae. The record is from RefSeq and is a predicted model, not a curated record.